CACAAAAUAUAUAUUCGUAAUAUCCUAGAUAUUCCAAAAUGUUAAACUAUGGUGAAUGUUGAUAGACUACUAGAAUGAUCUAGAAAGGGAGUGUAGGGCCCCCUCCAGGGAAUAUAUCUUGGUAGGGAGUGUAGGGCCCCCUCCAAGGGACUCUGUAUGCGGGAUCUCCAGAGCAUGGGAGCUGCGUGGUCUGUUGUAGAGUGGUUAGUUGGUUUGAGUGUGAAACCUCCGAGCCCAUCCCCUGAUUCUUCAGACAAAGAAACAGAUUAUCUCACAAGUUUGACCUCCACGGAGGUUAAAGCCUGGGCUGAUUCAUUUGAACGACUUAUGUCAAGCUUAAGCGGACAAAGGGUUUUUCGUGAAUUUCUUCGGUGUGAAAAUUUGGAGAGAAAUCCUGAGAAAGUGGAAGAGAAAGCUAGAAAUAUUUAUGAAGAUUAUGUCUCUAUUCUCUCUCCAAGGGAGGUGAGCCUGGAUUCUCGGGUCCGAGAAAUCAUCAACAAAAACAUGAUGUCUCCGAGUCACAACACUUUCGACGAAGCACAACUGCAGAUAUACACCCUCAUGCACAGGGAUUCCUAUUCUCGAUUUGUGAACUCCAGUGUAUACAAAGACCUUCUACGGUCUACGGGGGUUGAACCCCCGCCCAACAUUUCAUAAGAUCAGGGUCUAAGCGCACAAAAGAAGAAACUCUUGGUUUAAACUUUUAUACGUAUCCGUCUUAACCGAAUGUUUUCUAAACUUCUGUUAUUUUGUUUUACUAUUUAUACAUAUAUCUAUUUCUAAAUGUUAAAAAGAAGUAUUAUUUAUUUAAAAUGUUCAAAUGUACAGUGUAUUAAAACAGAUCUAGUCUAAAAGAAAACCAAUGAUUUUGUCAA
This is a messenger RNA of Eurytemora carolleeae, 875 nucleotides long. Its product is annotated as regulator of G-protein signaling 20-like. Lineage: Eukaryota; Metazoa; Arthropoda; Copepoda; Calanoida; Temoridae. The record is from RefSeq and is a predicted model, not a curated record.